AUUCUAAUUAAUGAUAAUAUAAAAUCUGUUACUUCUAAAACUAUACACUAUUUAUUCUAUUUUUUGAAUGAAAAUAUCUUUGUAAACAUACAAAAUAUUUUGUGACGUUACAAUUAUACAUACACACAAUAUCUGCCUCUUCAUAUUGACGUUACUGUGUUCCCUCUCGUGAGGUACGGACCGAGAGAGAACACAGGAUGCGGACCGAUCAUGUUUUUAUGCCCGCACAGGAUGCGGACCGGUCACCUAGUUUAUCAUUAAACAAGACGUAAAUGGGAUCAUCAAAUCUAGUGAAAAAUCACCUUAAUCGAAAUACAUGUCGUCCGAAGGAUAUGCCUCCAAACAAUUGCCAAUUGGGUUGUUGGCACAUUAUUUCUAAAAUAUUUUGUUUCUUUAACAUUUUAUAGUAUUUUUACAUACGAUGUAAAACAAUAGAAAAUGUGAGCGUGUGAUUCAUUGACUAAAGUAACGAAUAAGAUAUGGAACGUGACAAAACGUCCUUGGGCUGUAACUAGGCCUAUUCAAUCCGGAUUUUGGUCCGGUUUCGAUUCAGCUUUUUUGAAUUUUUGGAAGUUUAUAAAAAGUAACUAUCAUAUUGCAUCGAUAUUUAAUUUUGUUUGAUUUGGUACGAUUUAUAUAUAGUCAAUUUUCGGUUUAUUCGGUUUUAUACCAAAAAACCAUAUAACUAUAUUUAUCUUUGAUAAUAAAUUAGUUUACAUGAUUAGAAAUCAGAUUUAUUAAGACAUAAAUAUAUAUUCUUUACUCUAACUUUUAAAUAUAAUAUAUUUUAAUUAAUCGAUUUGGUUUAUUCGGUUAGAUUAGUUUAUAUACGAAACUAUAUCCGUAGACUGCGGUUUCUUAAAAAUAACAUCCAUUUGGUUUUUUCGGUACUAUUAAAUUCAAACCGUUUUCUCUUGUUUGGUUCGGUUCGGUUUUAUCGGACACCCCUAGCUGUAAGAGAUCUUUUCAACAACAAAAACACACACGCAUGAGCUGUCUUGACCUCAUCAAUGCUUUAUUGUGAUGAGAUCUCUAAAAGUUUUUGUUGUGUGCACGAAAUAGAAGUGACACACUACUACUUUUCUCACAAGUCUAUAAAUAUAUACACUCAUAAGUUCAAAACAAGAUAAAUAUUUUCUCAAUUAAAACCUAAUCAAAGAAGACAGAAAAAACAAGAUGAGAACAUCUUCUCUUCUUUCUUUGUGCUUGAUCGUCUCCAUCUUGCUACUUUCUCAAUCCCACAUAAUCUCAAGCGAACAUCAGGGAUCCAGGAUCAGACCAUUGGAUCGUAACCUAGUUGAACAUGAAGAGUACCCGGAAGGUUCGUCUCACGGUCAUCAUCACCAUGACCAUCUUCGAGCUUUCGUGAAGAAAAGCAAGAAGUCCAAGAAGAAGAAGAAGUCAUCGGCUACUAGAAAUCUUCUCUCUAGCCCACUUACUUAUCUAUCUACUGUUGUGACUUCCUUUGUUCUACUGCUCGCCGCAUUCUAAUCCAUUUACCAAGAUAUUAGGUUGCGGCUUGUGGUUCUAAUUGCUUUUGUUUUUCUCGUCAAAUGGUUUGAAUUUACAUGCUUGAUUGAGUUUGUAUUUGUGAUUGUUUGUUUUAUUCUUGGGGCAAAAGUUUGUAAACUCUCUAACACUUGAAAGUUGUUUUCCCUGAUUGUCUAUUAAUGUGGUUCUUGUUAACGUUAGAUGUUAUUCUCA
Messenger RNA from Brassica rapa (field mustard), 1704 nucleotides. RefSeq lists its product as uncharacterized. The record is from RefSeq and is a predicted model, not a curated record. NCBI's taxonomy places the organism in Eukaryota, Viridiplantae, Streptophyta, Magnoliopsida, Brassicales, Brassicaceae.